Messenger RNA from Coniosporium apollinis CBS 100218, 723 nucleotides. RefSeq lists its product as uncharacterized. The transcript has 2 exons. The record is from RefSeq and is a predicted model, not a curated record. Bases 1 to 723 code for a protein of 240 amino acids. Lineage: Eukaryota; Fungi; Ascomycota; Dothideomycetes.
AUGCUAGACAUCGCCGAACCAUCCAACGCCUCCACGCGCAGACCAGCAGCAUCAACCGAGCCAGCAGCAUCCCUCCCCCCACCGCCCGACUACACCGCGCUCAACACCUCAAACACCAACUUCCGCAUCCUAGGCACCUUCAUCUGCGCCGCCGUCACCUCAGGCGAAGCGCGCUACCAACUCUCCACAACCCUCGACCACAACAUGCGCGAGCUGCGGAUCCGGCGCCUCACGUCUUCCGAGAGCCGCCGCAUCGUCACGAACCCGCAAACACCCAUGAAGUUUGAGAACGAUCGGACGCUCUACACGCUAUAUAUGGACCGCUGGAACAACGCGAUCCGGCUCGUGGGCGCGUCGGGCGAGAUCAGGGUUGAUUACUCCUUCGGGCGAUGGCGGGUGUACUGGAUGCGAGAUAAGCGGCGCGAGAUGCUGUACUGGGUCCGGAAGGGGCGGGUGGGGCUGGAUUGGGAGGACGAGGAGGGCAGGGCAGUGGCGCUGGAGACGAGGGAGGGGGACGAGUUUUCGCCGCCGCUGCUGAAGCUGAGCCAGGAGAUGGAUGAGCGGAGUAGGGAUACGUUGGUUGCGUGUUGGGUUGCGAGGAUUUGGUAUUGGGCGCCUACUGCUCCUGCGCCUGAGGUGAGCUUUGGGGAGAAGAAAGAUAGUGUUCGACACCGCUUGAAAUUGGGGGGAGAGGUCACUGGUGGCAUGGCACGGCUGCUUUAA